Cadophora gregata is the source of this 888-nucleotide messenger RNA. RefSeq lists its product as uncharacterized. NCBI's taxonomy places the organism in Eukaryota, Fungi, Ascomycota, Leotiomycetes, Helotiales, Ploettnerulaceae. The transcript is spliced from 5 exons. The record is from RefSeq and is a predicted model, not a curated record. The coding region runs from base 1 to 771 and encodes 256 amino acids.
AUGCAGCUUCACAAGAUUCUUUGGUUGGCGGUCUUACCAGUUCUAGCCAAUGCAUUUCCAUCCAACGGCGGACCAGGUCUCAGCAAACGACAAACUGUCACUUGCACUUUCUCCAUCACGGCUAGCAAUGGAGACACCUGCAGCAGCAUCGCAACUGCUUGGGGCCUCACAGUCGCUGACUUUACUGCGUUGAAUCCGGGCAUCAAUUGUGCCAAACUGGUAGUUAACAACCAGUAUUGCGUCCUUGGCGAGAUAACGGCAACGCCUACAACGACUAGCAGCAGCAAGUCGACGUCAGAGUCAACAAGCAGUACUACGCGGACAACCAGUUCUAUAACUACCUCCCAAGCCCCAACACCGGCGCCUCAUAUGCCAACACAGGAUGGAAUUUCGGCACAGUGCAAUAAUUGGUAUCUGGUCAAACCAGGAGACACUUGCGCCGCAGUCGUCUCAAAAUACAGUAUCACUCUAUCCAACUUCUAUUUCUGGAAUCCAGCUGUAGGCACACCCUGUCAAUCAUUGUGGGUAGACUAUUACGUGUGCGUAGGCAUUCCAGGCUCUACCCCAAUCCCAGGCCCGCAGCCACAGAUGCCAGGCAUAAGCUCGAAAUGCAACAAAUGGUACCUUAUCAAAUCAGGUGACACUUGUGUCGCAGUGGAGAGAGCUACCGGCUUGACCUUGGCACAGAUCCGUGCCUGGAAUCCCCAACUCAACUCUGACUGCACCAAUUUGUGGUUGGACUAUUAUAUCUGUACUGGAGUCUCGUCCUAAACAGAGAAGGGAGAUCUGUGGCGGACAGGAUGUUCAGUCUCGCUGCAAAAUAGCCAAGAUGGAGCUAUUGGUUGUUCUUGCAGAAAGCAGCAUAAAAAGGAACCCAAUUAGUUAUCC